Naegleria lovaniensis is the source of this 1692-nucleotide messenger RNA. RefSeq lists its product as uncharacterized. Gene Ontology annotation, molecular function: protein binding. The transcript is spliced from 2 exons. The coding region runs from base 1 to 1692 and encodes 563 amino acids. Gene Ontology annotation, cellular component: cytoplasm. The record is from RefSeq and is a predicted model, not a curated record. NCBI's taxonomy places the organism in Eukaryota, Heterolobosea, Eutetramitea, Acrasida, Naegleriidae.
AUGCAAAAAACAACUAGGAUCAAUUCGUUAGGGAGAAAAUCAGUCGUCGAACAUAAACCACCGACAAUGUCAUCAAGCAAUGCUCGGAGAACUAGUACCAUGAAUGAAAAAGUCUCUCCAUAUGCUAGUCAACAAAAACAGCAAUCCAAUCAAGCUCCAAAGUACAAUAGAGGACAAUCUACUCCGGUGCUGUCAUCAUCAUCACAAAGUCUUAGAAAUCAAAAUGAACAUUAUUCACGAUCAUCUACUCCACAACAACACAAACUACCGAGUAAUCAAGAAUCCUUCUCCCGAAAUGAUCAUGAAAUUUCAGAUGAAAAGGGUUUGAACGGAGAAAAAUCCAUAACAAUUACCUUGUUGACAAGUUUUUUAUCAGAGGGAGAAAAAUGUUUGAAAAAUCGAAAUUGGGAGAGAGGAAUUAUAUCAUUCACAAAAGCGUUGGAGUAUGAUCCUUCAAACAAGUAUGCAUUUGUGUGUCGUUCAAAAUGUCACAUGAAUUUGGGAGCGUUUGACAAGGGAAUUGAAGAUGCAGAACAAGCAUUAGAAAUAGACCCAACCUAUCAUCGAGCAUAUUUGGCCAAAGCUGAGUGUUUAUAUGCGUCAGGAAAGUUUGAAUAUGCCCUAGUUUACUAUUAUAAAGGAUAUGAUUUGCGAAAAGAUAUUGAGGAUUUUAAGAAGGGAAUUCGGAAAGCAAAAAUUGCAAUCAACGAAUCCAUUGAACAAGACGAAAUUGACAGAAACAUCAAAAACAUGAAACAACCAUUAUACUGCCGAGUGAGCACCGCUCGAACAAUGCUCUCUACUGGUCGACCUUCGUCAGCAAAGUCUACAAGGUCUGUCACAAGCACAACCACAUACAAAUCUAAUAUGCACUCUGUGACCAUUCCCUCCUCGAGAAGAGUAGUGUCGCCAAGAGAGGUCUUUCAAGGAGGCAAGACAAGUGUCUCACCUCCCCCAAGCUCGAUAUUGUCAAGGCCUUCCUCUGCAAGGCAUGUCUCAUCUCAAUCGAAUACUUCUCGAGGAGGAACAGGUCCCUUUGGUAGACCUCAGUCUGCAGGACCCACACGAAAUGGAUCACAACCCUUCUCCAAUUCUCAACCAUCUAGUAACUCCUCAAAACGACCCAUUUCUGCAUCCAACUCCAUGCAAUCCAAAGACGUCAAUCAAGCCAACACUAAUUCUAUUUUAAACACAAGUGGAAACGUUUCAGCACGCUCGACGUAUUCCUUCUCUCGACCACCUUCUUCCCAAAGACCAAAGAGUGCUACCACCACAAGAAAAGAAAAGUAUUUACUUGGAGAAUUUACCAAAGACGAAGAGUACCUGAGCGCAUUGCUCACCGAUAAGACUUUGAGAAAAUCCAUGUCAGGAGAUCCUUCUAAAAAACCACUCUCAGACAUUACCAACAUUGUACAAGAUACCUUAGAAUUUUUAGACAAGAGAAAAGAAUUUUGGAGACACUCUAUAACAACGGGAUCCACCACGUCAGCCAUUCACGUCACACCCACUACUCCAACUCCCGUACAUGCAAGCUCGUUUAAUCCUUUCAGAAAAGACUUUUUCCACAACACUUCGACGGCAUCUUCAUGUGCGCGACCGAAAUCAGCAAAUGCAGUCAUGUCAUUCAAAGGAAGUUCUAGUCACAACUCGGCCCUGCUUUCCACUGCUAACAAGUACUCGUUAUUCGUGUAA